Phyllostomus hastatus (greater spear-nosed bat) is the source of this 1185-nucleotide messenger RNA. It is a transcript of the gene SPATA33, whose product is annotated as spermatogenesis associated 33. Gene Ontology annotation, cellular component: nucleus; cytoplasm. Lineage: Eukaryota; Metazoa; Chordata; Mammalia; Chiroptera; Phyllostomidae. The record is from RefSeq and is a predicted model, not a curated record. Bases 13 to 435 code for a protein of 140 amino acids. The transcript has 3 exons.
GCGGGCUCACCUAUGGGACUGGGCAGAAGCAAACACAAACGCGGGAAAGGUGAGAAGCAAAACAAGGAGUACACCUAUUCAGGCCCAAGGCCUAAGGAAAGGUCGAUGAACAGGCAGUCCCAGGACUCUGAGAAGCCACUAGACACUGCGCCUGCAGAGGGUCACUCUCAGAGGAAGGCGGCAGCCAAGCAGCACUGCCUGUCACCCAAAGUCAAAGAGAAAACUGAGGCAAAGGUCAGGCUGGGCGAGAAGAGAGCUAUCCUUCCACAGAUCGUCAUCAGCAGAGCCUCAAGCAAGACUGUCAUCAGCUACAACUCUGGCUCCAGCAGGAACGAGGAACAGAAGACCAUUCGGGAGCCGGUGGAAUGGGGCCCCUACGCCAGGCACAGGAACCCCAGCACCAUCGAUGCCUACACCUCACAAACCAAACAAUAAACGGCCACCAGGGGUAGCUGUCCCCCGUUCACUGUGCUCUGAGUCUCAGCCAAGAUGGCAGAAGGGCCACCCUGCCCGGCAGGAAGCUGCAGGGGCCCCUGCAGGAGACGAGGGUCCCCCGUGCUGGCAGCUUGGCUGAGGGCCAGAGUGACUCUGAAAUAAGUGAAGGAGUCCGCCUCCUGCUGGCAUGGCAGCCUGUGCAGAGGCGUGAGGAGAGCAGGAGGCAUCUGCCCUGACUCCUGGGGGCCAUUGGAGCCCUCACACAUUCUGAGGGGUGUGCGGUGAGUCCUGGCAGUCGUGGGGAGUGAGGUGUCCCCACACUUGGAAAGAAGGUGGGUCUCUGAGCACUGAACUUCAAGGCCCAAAGGCUCCUAGCCCGGCUGUGACCUGGCCCAGGGUAUUCAGAGUCCAGAAUGAGAAUGUGGAACAGGAGUUGGGGCCGAUGUGCAUGCGGAACUUUGGAAGCAGCCUUGUCACCACUGCCCCAGGAAGAGGAGAGUGGAGCUGACACUGCUCGUCUUUCUGGGUGUGAACAAGGGCACCCAUCCAGGGGGCCCCCAAGCUGUGCCCCACAGCCAGCAGUGCUCAGGUGCAGCUGGAGAGAAUGCCCCGCCCUGGCUGGGCUCACGUGCAGUCUGGUGACACUGUGUUAGCUCUUAGUUUGCAGAAUGGAAGCAAACUGUACACACGGUUCCUAUUUCUGCCUAUGAGGAUUAUGUUCCAUUAGUAUUAAGUAGUGCAAUUGACUUC